Plutella xylostella (diamondback moth) is the source of this 2673-nucleotide messenger RNA. Its product is annotated as ubiquitin carboxyl-terminal hydrolase MINDY-3 homolog. The record is from RefSeq and is a predicted model, not a curated record. Gene Ontology annotation, molecular function: K48-linked deubiquitinase activity; cysteine-type deubiquitinase activity. Gene Ontology annotation, biological process: protein K48-linked deubiquitination. Lineage: Eukaryota; Metazoa; Arthropoda; Insecta; Lepidoptera; Plutellidae.
AAAUGUUGCUAUUUUUUAUAAAAAAUGGCAGCCUUUAUGUCGUAAGCUUUUCUUUUCUAUUUAUUGAAAAGUUUUGUUCCGAUUUAUGAAUUUUAUAAUGAUAUUGGAUGUGAUUUUGAUGACCGAUGUGUUGUACAUUAAGGAAUAACAUACAUCUCCAACUGAAACAUAGUAUGAGCUUUGUUGUGUCGUAGACAGUAGGUGCAACUCAGAUGUUGAACGGCGGUCCCGACACGGAGACCAGCGCCCGUGCAGGCUCGCUCGACAACAAGGACAUGGCUCGCGAGGGCGGCGGGGCGGCGCGCGAGCUGGCGCGCACGCGGCGGCUGCUGUGGGGCGAGCAGGUGAAGGACGAGGUGUUCCGGCGCUGGGCGCAGGGCUUCACGUUCAGCGCCGACGAGCCCAGCGCGCUGGUGCAGGCGGAGGGCGGGCCCUGCGCCGCCAUCGCGCCCGUGCAGGCCUUCCUGCUCAAGAUACUACUCUCUGAGACCCCCGGACAUGGGUUUCAAGACUUGACUUCGGAGAAGUGCAACUCCUUGCUAGUUAGGGCCGUGUGUAUGAUAUUAAGCCAGUGUCUAGCACCUAAGUACAAUGUGGCGGUGUAUCAAAGAAAUGAACCUGAAGCGGAGACUAGCACUUCUAAUGUCAAUAGUGAAGAACAGUGCGAAGCAAUAGAACUAUUUCAUAAAAAAAUUGAAGUUCAUCCUUUGCAGACUUUAUCUGAAGUGGAAGCUUUUUACACCAGGAACAUUCGGGUCCUAAAGGAGAAGUAUGGUGUUCUGCUUCUCUUGUAUAGUGUGAUCCUCAGCAAGAGUGUGGAUGUAGUGGAAGACGAGCUCUCAGAAUUGUCAGACCCAUUAAUUCACUCUACAUAUGGCUAUGGCUCCCAGGGACUCAUCAACUUGAUGCUGACUGGGCGGGCUGUAGCACAUGUCUGGGAUCAUGAUCAGGUGGUUGGUGGCCUUCGGCUAAGAGGUAUUGAACGGCAAAAUGACAUUGGAUUUCUAACUAUUAUGGAACAUAUGCAAUAUUGCACAGUGGGAUCAUUCUAUAAAAAUCCAAAGCAUCCAGUCUGGGUUCUUGCGUCUGAAACACAUCUGACUGUCUUAUUCUCGCUGGAGCGGCGGCUGGCAGCGCCGGAGACCGCAGGAGAGUCCGCAGAGCGUAUAUUUCGGUCAUUUGACCCAGAAGGGAAUAACUUCAUACCUUCAGUGGCACUGCAAGAUGUCCUGUGUGCUGCGGAUCUCGUCAGUGAGCCAGAGUAUGUCGAUUUGAUGAGGAGGAAGCUGGACUCGGAAAAUCUUGGCAUCAUCCUGCUGAGUGCGUUCAUGGACGAGUUCUACCCGGGCUGCGAGCGCGGCGCGCCCGACACCUUCACCCUGCAGCACUACAACGGGCUGGUCCGCAGCAACGCGGGCGCGCGCGUGCGGUACCGCGCCGGCCGCGCCGCGCUGCUGGAGUGUCCACUGCACGCCGCCUCCAGCGACCCCAUGCUCACGUGCCUGCAGACCAAGUGGCCCAGCAUUGACGUGGUGUGGGACGACGGCCACUCGCCUUCGCUCAACUAGCCGGAGCCCCGCACCUAUUUCUCCUCAUCGUGCCUCUCUGUCUCUUAGCACUCCAUUACUAGAAUUGUAUGGGAUAGAUGGUGUUAUUGAUGAGAAGAGAACAGCUUUUGAUGAUGACUGAACUGGCAGUGACUACCAUUUUCAAUGGUAAAUGGGGUCAUAAUUUGUUAGUGGUAUCUGCUAAGUAUUAGUAUACAUAAUUAUUUUAUGAAGACAGAAAUUGAAUAACAAAAGCUUUUUUGUUCAUAGAGACAAACUAUACCAACUCUAUACAUACCUUAACUACCAAAUCCGCUGAUGUAUCUAAAUAUAAAAGAUAAUACUGUUAAUGGCAUUUAAAAAUUGGUUUAAAAGGCCAUGAAAAUCCAUUGUAUCUGAAUUCAGAAUGUAUAAAAUAGGGGUUGUAUUCUUUCAUAAAUUACUGUAUCAAUGGUCUGUAAUUCAUACUAGAGUUCCCUUUCUGAUUAUAGUGUUUUGAUUAUGUUUUAAAUGUAAUUUUCUUUUUCAUAAAAUUAUACUUGCACUAAAUUUUAUGUACCUAUUUCAUACUUAUGUAUAAUUGUACAAUGAUAAUGUAGUUACUAUGAUAAAUUAGACCGAUAUUAUUAUUAAUAAUAAUAAAGAACUGGUUGUAUAAACCUCAGACACAGUGCUUAGUGGACAGUGGUCAUAGGUGUAAAGACAGUGUAAAGUAAUGUUAGGCUCAUGGCUGGUUGUUAAAUUAGUUGUGACAUGCAGGCACUAGGCACCUUGUGGCGUGGCCUGGAGCCUGCUAGCACCCGGCACUUGCGGUGCGACGGCUGCUGUCAGCAUCAGUCAUAGGGGUGUAUUGUACUCUAUUAUAUCAUUGAUACUUUUUACCAAAAUUGUAAAAAUAUUGUUAGGAAAUUUAGCUCUUACAUUUACUUUCUGUUAGAACUGAUUGGUUGAUUCCUUUUAUUGCCAUUCCAGAGGCAUGAUUUUGUAUGUUAAUUGUAAUAUUUUGUCAGGUUCGUGUAAAAUUGCUGCACAUUUAUUUAGCAUAUCUAUCUCUUAAAAAUAUAACUUAUGAUUGAAAAGGUAUUUUCAGUUAGUCAUAAAUAGUGUAACAUGCUUUUUUAAAUUA